Diplodia corticola is the source of this 3276-nucleotide messenger RNA. RefSeq names its product f-box domain containing protein. Bases 1 to 3276 code for a protein of 1091 amino acids. NCBI's taxonomy places the organism in Eukaryota, Fungi, Ascomycota, Dothideomycetes, Botryosphaeriales, Botryosphaeriaceae. The transcript has 2 exons. The record is from RefSeq and is a predicted model, not a curated record.
AUGCAGCCUUUUCACUGCACGGCUCCCGCCUACUCGAGACCGCAGAGCGAAGCCGCCGCCGCCGCCGCUUCCUCGCUGCCGCUCGCCUAUCGCCCGCCCGCCGCCUCGAGGUCCGAUGCCCGCCUGGCCGCCAUUGCUCGCUGGAGCGCCCAGUGGCACAACGGACACCUCUUCCUCCGGGAUCCCCUCCGCGGCUACAUCGAGAUAUCGCCUCAGGUGAUUCCCCCGCAGUCCUUCUUCAACGACUCCACCUACCACGACGAACGCUCCGAUGUCUGGCUCUCGCAGAUCGACCACGCCCAGUACCUGUAUACCGUGCGUGAGGACCACGGCAUCCUGGCCUUCAAGGUUCAUCCCCAAGUUGCCCGUCCAACCCUCCCCGCUCCCGAGGCCGUUCUGGGCAAGCGCGCUCUGAGCAACGAGCUCAGCACACCGCCCCCGCCCCCGAAGAAGACACGAGCCACGGCGAAACAUGCAGGGCCCACUAGAAUACGGAAGGACCGCCGUGUUCAGACGCCCGUCUACGACGAUGUUUGGAAAAGGAUAUUCGAGCUCAGCGAUCCCGCCAUGCUGUUCACCUAUGAGCGAGUCAACAAGGCCUUUCGCGGCGCCCUUGCCACCUACAGUCAUAUCUGGAAGAACAGCAUGGUCGACCACUUCGGAGACGGCCUUCCGGAAACCCCCAAGGAUCUUCAGGAUCGUCAGUAUGCAGAUCUGCUGUCCGGCCAAGGCUGCAUGUCAUGUAAAGAGCCGAAGGCACGCAAGACUUAUUGGGCCUUUCUGCGUCGCUGGUGUACCAAGUGCUUCAGCGAAAAAGUAAUCAAGCAAGAGGACUGCUUUGCCAUCAAUCGCAAAUUCCCUGGUAUUCUUGAGUGUAUUCCUUGUGCAACUGUGGAUUCUUGGAACCAUUACUCAUAUGCCGGGUGGGGAGAUGAAAACGGUCGUUCGACUGCAUCGGGAAACCAACCCGUCUUUUUGAAGGAUGAUGUGAGCGCGGUCGCUGCCGCCUACGAGGAGUUCAUGGGUACCUCGGAAGAAGGCGACGCGUCCGCCGAAGAAAAGGAGGAGAAACGGACGGAGUGGAUCAAGGAGCGUAGGGAAAAAGCCAAGGAGGUCAUGGACGAGCGCCUGGAGAUCGACAAAUUCGAAAAGAAGUGGAUCGCUGCCAGAGCCCAGAAGAGCGUGGAUCUCAAGAACAUGCGCAGGGAAUUCAUCAUCCGCAGGGCCAAAAAUCUCGAUCCCCCCAUGUGCGAGGAGGUGCUCAAGCUCAUCCCGGCAUUUCAGGAAAACAUCAAGAUCAACAAGGAGUUCAAGACGGAAAAGUUCUGGAAGGUCCUUAUGCCCAAGCUGGAGGAAGCUCGUCCCAUGGCAGAGAGGCUUUACGCAAUGGAGACUAGAGCCAACGAGGUCGGUUACUGGGAUCUCUUGCCUAACUUACAGAACCAAACCAAUCAAAUGAGCACUUGUGCCCCCGGUGCUUACCACCAGCUCAUGGCGUUGGUAGACGCUUCGUUGAAAAGGGUCCACAACUUGGGUGCUCACAGCAAAGUGCAAAUUCCUCACCAAGAGUUUGCACUGCGUGUUCUGAACAUGGUCCGCCGGUCUUGGCCCCUGCAACCUCUUGCUGCCCAUUCGCAGAUUCCGGAUCGAUCGCCUUUCAUUGACUGCUAUCCUCGAGAUGGCCGAUACGUCCUUACGAUUGAGCAUGCAUGCAGGAUAUACGAACGAAAAGUCGUCCCUAACUUGGAAGGGCUUUAUCCUGAAUUCCGGCAACCGACCCGCAACGUCCAGAAGUUCAAGUGCCCAGGAUGCAAACGGAAUGACGUUAGCAAGCAACGCACAUUCCGGCAGUUGAUGAAUCACAUACGUGAAGAUCACGCUGGGACAAUUGGCGAUUUCCAGGUCUUCCGACUUGCGGGAUUCAGGACUGAGCCCUACUUCUGCGCGGUUCCCUGGCCCAUGAAUCUGCCGGCUCUCACGGACAAGCAGAAGUCUACUGGUACGUGGGAUAAGGACUCUGAACCGGAAUACGGUACAGUCGACACAUCUGCAGAGCAACCUCAAGACAUCCUACAGUCUGCAUUCGCUCGAAAAGACGUGUGCCCUCCCGAAUCGCUUCCGAACGCGACUUCCACAGGAUCCGCAGAUUUUGUCGGUAACGUUCGAGAUGCUCUGCGUGUUCUCGAGGGUACGGGGCUGAGCGCGGCUAUUCGUAGCAAAAUCGUCAUCGAGUACGCCGACCGCCAAUGCAAAAAGGCGGAGGGCAAGGACGCUUCACUCGACUGGCAUACUCUGCGUUUCGAGGUGGAUGCGUUCCUGAUGAGCAGCAACAACCACGACAUCUUGGACAAAAUGUGUUGUGGUGUCUGCCGGAAGGCCACAGAUGGCAAGACACGUGGUGGCAAGAACUAUGCAAGGAUGUCCAGCUCCCGUGCUGAGCUGAUACGGCACUUCGGCACACACCACCAAUCGAACGUCCAGACCUGGCCAAAGGACAUGUUUACGCUUCCCAGCGACGAAGACGUCACGCGGGCGUUGAGCGAGGCUUCUGUUGACGCCAACAGGGCUUUCCAUACACUUUUCCCCGACUCUAAAGAACCGCCAAAGAGGGAGUUGGUUGGCAUGGAUAUUUUGGCAACCGUCGCAAAUCAACAACAAAGGUUCAACAGUCGUCCAUCAAAAGUGACGAUGGCUCAGUGGCGCCAACAACAUCCUACGCAAGAUCCGAUGUCCGCUCAACACCUCCGGCCACCCAUUCCUCAGCCUUUCAGCCUUCAGCAGCACCAACAACAGCCUCACCAGCAUCAAAAUCAACAUCAGCACCAAAAUUCGCAACAGCACCAACCACAUCGACCGCAUCAGCAACACCCACAUCGGCACUCGCACCAGUCUUUGAUGCCUCUACAUCCUCAACAACUGAAUCCGCAUGAUCGUCCGAUACAAUCCCAAUUUCAACAUCAGCAGGCACUGCACUUGUCCGGCCAUUCUUCGCAGCAGCAGCAGCAGCAGCAGCAGCAACAUCAGCAGCAACAUCAGCAACAACAACAGCAGCAGCAGCAGCAACAACAGCAACAACAACAACAACAGCAGCAGCAGCAGCAGCAGCAGCAGCAGCAGCAGCAGCAGCAGCCACAACAACAACAACAACAUCAACAACAUCAACAACAUCAACAGCAGCAACAGCAACAGCAAACGCAAACGCAAAGCCAGCAUUCGUAUGGCUAUCAACCUAUUCAUCAUUUACCUGCCUCACGGUAUCGUCUCUAUCAACCGUAA